AUGGCCAAUGCGGGCCCGAACACGAACGGCAGCCAGUUCUUUAUUUGCACCGUGCCGACUCCGCAUUUGGAUGGCAAGCACGUGGUGUUUGGAAGCGUCGUAGAAGGCAUGGAGGUGGUGAAGAAGAUCGAAGCACAGGACAGCACUCCGCCAAAGAAGCCCUGUGUCAUCGAGGCGCGCCGGGCCACUGUGGUGAUUUUGCUUUUCUUGGGGUGGGUGGGUCGCAUGUCACGAAAGCUAGCUUCAGCUACCUGA
Molecule: messenger RNA, 255 nt
Organism: Durusdinium trenchii
Lineage: Eukaryota; Dinophyceae; Suessiales; Symbiodiniaceae
Source: the annotation of a GenBank genome assembly